AAACGCCGAGAGACCAUCUUCUGCAGCAGCGGGCGGGCGAGCGAAGGAAGAGCCGGCGCGGGGAGAGACAGGAAUCCCUCUCCAUCCCCUUCCCCCCGCCCCCUCCCCCGGCUCGCUCAUCGAUCCGUAACCGUGCCUUGACAUCCAAGCCGGCGGGCAGACAUGGGGUGUUUGGGCAACAGCAAGACGGAAGACCAGAAGAUCGACGAGAAGGAGCGACGGGAGGCCAACAAAAAGAUAGAGAAGCAGCUGCAGAAAGAGCGGCUGGCUUAUAAAGCCACUCACCGCCUGCUGUUGCUGGGGGCUGGAGAGUCGGGAAAAAGCACCAUUGUCAAGCAGAUGCGGAUCCUGCACGUCAAUGGAUUUAAUCCAGAAGAAAAGAAACAGAAAAUUCUGGAUAUCCGGAAAAAUGUUAAAGAUGCUAUUGUGACAAUAGUUUCAGCAAUGAGCACUUUAAUACCUCCAGUACCAUUGGCUAACCCAGACAACCAAUUUCGGUCUGACUAUAUCAAGAGCAUAGCCCCUCUUUCUGAUUUUGACUAUUCACAGGAGUUCUUUGAUCAUGUAAAAAAGCUUUGGAAUGAUGAAGGAGUCAAGGCAUGCUUCGAGAGGUCAAACGAAUACCAACUGAUUGACUGUGCACAGUACUUUCUAGAAAGAAUUGACAGCGUCAGUUUGAUUGAUUACACACCCACAGAUCAGGACCUACUCAGAUGCAGAGUUUUGACAUCAGGGAUUUUUGAAACACGAUUUCAAGUAGAUAAAGUAAAUUUUCACAUGUUUGAUGUAGGUGGCCAGAGAGAUGAAAGAAGAAAAUGGAUCCAGUGCUUUAAUGAUGUCACUGCUAUAAUAUAUGUUGCGGCCUGCAGUAGCUACAACAUGGUGAUUCGGGAAGACAAUAACACAAACCGGCUUCGGGAAUCCCUGGACCUCUUCAAGAGUAUCUGGAACAACAGGUGGUUACGGACCAUUUCUAUCAUCUUAUUCUUGAACAAACAGGAUAUGCUGGCUGAAAAGGUCCUAGCCGGGAAAUCUAAAAUUGAAGAUUAUUUUCCCGAGUACGUGAACUACACCGUUCCUGAAGAUGCUACCCCCGAUGCAGGAGAAGACCCCAAAGUGACAAGGGCCAAGUUCUUCAUCCGGGAUGAGUUUUUAAGGAUAAGCACGGCGACGGGCGAUGGCAAGCACUACUGCUACCCCCAUUUCACGUGUGCCGUGGACACGGAGAAUAUCCGCCGCGUGUUCAACGACUGUCGGGACAUCAUUCAGCGGAUGCACCUCAAGCAGUAUGAACUCUUGUGAUGGGGAACGCCGUGAAGCCUGUGGUUUUCCAGUCUCUGCUCCUCCUUUCUCUUUUUCUGUCUCUCUCUCUCUCUCUCUUCUCUGUAUUAUCCCACACAGAGUGGAAGAAUGUACUAGAGAAGCGUGUCCGCCUUUUGGGUCUGUUUACUUUGAGAAGUUCAAGCCCUCGUGUUGGUUCGUAGUGAGUUUUUUCCUUCAUGCUUCUUCGGGACGAUUUGUGUGCUUUAUUUUGAAAUGCCACUUCUUUGUCAUUCCACUAAGCCUUUGGCUACCUCCGUUCCCCUAGGGUAUUUUAUUUUAUUUUAAUUGGACGUAACCUGCUCAGUUUUUCCAGCAGGUUGUGUGAGCGCAAACUGCUGUCUCUCAGCUGGAUGGCACUACAGUCAGACCUCUCGCUGUGUGUGAGUUCCUUUUUUUAACAUGACACUGAAGAGUACUUGAUGGGUGAAAGAAGAAAAAUGCACUUUGUAUCAGGUUAUUAAAUACUUGUUGAGGAAGCAUACACACAAUGUAGCAGCACCACAAUAUUUAUUACUCUGUCACAGUUUUUAGCAUUACUGAGUUGCAGGUCAACAGAUAGCGAGUGACCUCCUCUUUUAUGCCCUUCCCGGCACAGGACGUAGAGUAGAUUACGAGAGGCAAGGAGAAGAUAAGCAAUUUUCCUGGGGUCUCACGAAGAAGUGUCCCUCCGCACCUCAGACUUUUGAAUUACAGCUACUUUUAGGCAAUUGCGCUUAGGCAGGCGACCGCCUCUCCCUCCUCCCCCCGGCCCAUCACUAACGUUAUUUGUUUUGUCCUCGGGUGAUCCUCUGAACUUAGGUCAUUCUUGGACGGCACUAGUCCUCUCGCCCGGUCUUGUUUUGGUUUGGUUUUACCGCUGGUUUAUUAUAUUGUACAGACUGUAAAAUGUAAUAUUAUUUUGUACAACUUUAUUGAAGAAAAAUUACUUGUAGAAGAUCUUUGUGCCUUGAUUAUGGCUGUACCUGUAAAAUGAGCUAAGAUGUAAGUAUGUUUUGGAUUGCGCUGUACAGCUUGAUGUCAACCUCACCUGCAGCGGUGACUGGAGGGAGGAACUUUAUCUGUAGACUUUAGGUUUUUUUCUGGUUUAUAUAAAAAAAAACAAUGAAAUGCUCUUUAGUAAAAAAAAUUAUAUAAAUUAUGCAAAUUAACCACUUACCUUUACAAGUGAGGUCUUACCAGUGAGAAGGGGUUGCAGCUAGGCCUCUCUUUGUCGGGGGCCGGGUAAAGAAACAUUGGAAUCCAUCCACACGGCCAAAACUGUAACCUGGUGUCGUCUCAGUGGAAACCAAGGAUAUUCUCUCUCACUCCUCUUUCUCUGUUUCGUAAUUCUUUGGUCAUUCACGGACCAUCACAGUUGCCCCCGACAGAUUGUGAGUGUGUAAAGGCCCCCUUAGAUACAGCUCUUGAUUCUUUGUACCAACAGCAGCUUUCAUUGUGCAAGUAAAUAGCAAGAAAGAAAACAAAAAAGGUGUAAACCCUUGUGUCUGGCCUAAGAGAAUUACAAGAUGACAUUUUUAUUUCUCUUUUAAUAAAGAGACACAUUAGAAAACGGUUUUAUUUUAAAUGUUGUAGAAUUCAAAACGUGUGAACGUUUCUCGGACUUGAACAAUUUAUGCAAAUGACGUUCUCCAAACCAGUUGUGGUACGGUACAAUGUAUAUGAAAAGCGAGGAUUGCUGUAGCAAUAAGGCAUGUCCUUUUUA
Messenger RNA from Tachyglossus aculeatus (Australian echidna), 3025 nucleotides. RefSeq names its product G protein subunit alpha L (gene GNAL). Gene Ontology annotation, molecular function: GTPase activity; G protein-coupled receptor binding; G-protein beta/gamma-subunit complex binding. The transcript has 12 exons. Gene Ontology annotation, cellular component: heterotrimeric G-protein complex. Lineage: Eukaryota; Metazoa; Chordata; Mammalia; Monotremata; Tachyglossidae. Bases 163 to 1302 code for a protein of 379 amino acids. Gene Ontology annotation, biological process: adenylate cyclase-modulating G protein-coupled receptor signaling pathway. The record is from RefSeq and is a predicted model, not a curated record.